Molecule: messenger RNA, 7097 nt
Organism: Pocillopora verrucosa
Lineage: Eukaryota; Metazoa; Cnidaria; Anthozoa; Scleractinia; Pocilloporidae
Source: RefSeq, a predicted model, not a curated record
AUAAUGUGUCAAGAGAUUUCGAACAAUUGUUCGGACUACCUUUGAUGCUUGACAUUGCCGCGAAAUGCAUACCUCGAAAUAUUUUCGUGUUGACACGAGCACGGCACGUUUUAAAAGCUUUCUCCGCAAGAAAUGAUCUCUUGAGGCCACCAAUUGCCGCGACUGAACACAUUGAAAACGCUGGUAGAAGUAAAGCAGAGGAAUAUUGAAGGAAUUUCAUCUCUAGAUUGAUUUCCGACAUGCGUGCUUCGGGAGUUCCUCGCCAUUCUCGGACUUCCACGAAGCCGAACGAAAUUCCUCGAGAACUUGGUGUUUGGUGUGAAAAAUGCAACAACCGGCUGGUAGAAUUGAAGAGGCAAGUUAUGAGGAUGAUUUUGCCAGAAAUCCAAGGUGUUUUGCAGAAGGAUCGAAGGCUCAAGAAUAAUGCGGGCUCCCUUUCCGCGAGAAUCUUCGACCAGAUCCGAAUUCCGGAGACUCAGAUGAAAUCAUGGAAAAACGACCAGUGUGAAGUUUGCGCCACAGACUUGAACCAACUGAAACGAGAAGCAGUCGCCAUGGUACACACUCUGGAGGAAUCUCAGUUUCUCGCUUAUUAUAACAUUCCCGGAUACAUGGUGGGACCGAACGCUGACCAGCUCAUAAGGCGGGCGGACAAGCAGCGCCUUCAAGCUGGGGUCGCCAUGGAAACAAACGAUCGAGGUGGCGUAAUGUACGUGAAGCCGGAAGAAGCAGCCAUUAGUUCUUCGUUUUUGUCAAGAGCCGCUCAAAAGUUACUGUCCUCUAAAAAGAAGCACAAAAAGGGACACAGCCACAAACAAGAAGGGCUACCAUACCACCCCACCCCAAUGAUCGAACUGACACCGUCAAGGCAUGCGCACAAGGAGGUUCAACCGUACCCUUUUCCUUCAAACUACAAGGAAGUGCUUCGAAUAUCGAGUCCGGCUGUGCCACCUGGCCUACUUAAGAUGCAUACAAAGAGGACGGAUGGAAAGGUCAAAGUGAUGUUAAGAAUCUGCCCGUCAUUUCCCGGAGAGACUGGGUCCUUUAUGAAGGUGGAUCAGAAACGGAAACAAGUCACACUGUAUGAUCCGAGCACAGUAGGUCACGUGUCACAAACACAUAGGAAGAUGGGUGUGGCUGCGCCAAAGAUGUUUGCAUUCGAUUCGAUAUUUGAGUCGGAUUGCACUCAGGUUGAAGUGUGCUCAGGUUCUUUGGUAGACGUUCUUCAAGCAGUCGUUGGUGGCUCUGAGGGCUGUUUGUUUUCGUACGGCCAUGCUGGAUUAGGUAAAACUAACACCAUGGUUGGUAGAGACGAAAAAGAACAAACUUUGGGGCUGAUCCCUUGUGCUCUGUCGUGGUUAUUUAGACUGAUUAGCGAACAGAAACAAAAAACUGGGACGAGAUUUUCUGUUCGUGUCUCAGCAGUGGAGAUCGUCGGUCGCUCGGAAACCGUUCGGGAUUUGCUCACUGAACAAGCAUCAGGACCAGAAAAUGGCUCCGUAGACCCAAGUCCCAGCGUGUUCCUUCGUGAAGAUCGCAAUGGUGGAGAUCAGGAAAUUAACCCUACCGAGCUUCGAGUAGCUUCUGCUGAAAAAGCAGCCUAUUAUCUGGAUGCGGCUCUGGCCGCGAGAACCAGACCAGUAAAUAACAAAGCUGAAGGCGAAAACACAGAGUGGGAAGAAAGCCUGAAUUCUCACAUGUUUUUCACUGUGCAUAUCUAUCAGUAUCGUGUCGAGAAAAAUUCUAAGAAUGCUGGGGGAGUUCACGGAGGGCGCUCCCGGCUACAUUUGAUCGAUCUCGCCAGCUGUGAAGGGUACACUGGGUCCAAAAAAGAUGGAGGUGCUAGCAGCAUGUCGCUGUCGGGGCUGGGAAACGUCAUCAUUUCUCUCAUAAAUGGCGCCAAGCACGUGCCACACAGGACAAGCAAAAUAACACGCAUGCUCCAAGAGUCUAUCGGAAACACAUCAUGUCGAACGACAAUGAUUGCGCAUGUGUCACCCUCGCUUCCAUUUUACGCUGAAACCCUGGCCACUGUACAACUAGCCACCAGGCUUCACCGUCUGCGAAAGCGAAAGGGAAAGGGAUCGAGUACAAGCUCAUCCGGCGGAGAAAGUUCUUGCGACGAAGCCCGAAUCCGUAAACCAAGACUUCGGACAGCCGAACCGAGGCUUCGGACCACAGCUUUAAACGAGAAACUCCGUGAAGAUUGCCCGAUCGGCGAGCCGGGUAGUUCCGACUACAAUUCGAGCACAGGCGAAGAGUCGUGUGAUACUGUAAUUUACGUGGGUCCCGACGGAGCCAUAAGUGACCGGGACCUCACAGACAACGAAGGCCCACCGACAAGGCUCCCAAUUAGGAAAUCAAGUGUGUCCAGCAGCACAAGGUCCCUAGUGCGGAAACUCGAAGCGAUCGAGAACGGAGAAGCGGAGGAUAACGACGAAGACGUCGGGUUGAAACGUGAGAUCGAAGGCAGCGAGGAUAGCAGUAGUCUUUACGAGGACAGAGGAAAGGAAGAAAUCUUUUCUGAACGAGAAGAAGGAGAAGGAAGGGAAUUUAGCGAGGAAUACACCGAGGAAUCGUGUUACGAAACAGAAAUCGAGGUCAUACCCGAAAGCCGGGCAUCGAGCCGCAAGAGACUUUUAGAAAAAAAAGGAAGUUCUUCCAGUCUUUCGGAUUCAUCGCACAAAGGCUCCGUGAAAAGGAGCAAGAGGCAAGAAAGCGACACUUUUAAGAACCCUGUUGUCAAGGAAAUAUCUGCGAUAACAGCCACAGCCGUCAACACACUGAUCAUUCCAUCUGGAUUGAGUCCCAACUUAGACAUUGAUGAAAGUAUGAAUUCUCGUAACAGCACUGUUGUCAUUCCGGUGCAAAGCUUUCCAGGCGAGGAUGCUAAGCUGAGAACGCGGGUUAUGAGUCCGGAGACAUCAAGUGAGUCUUCGGACGCGGAGAGUAUCGUUAUGGCCAAAGCGCCAUCGUUCUCCUUCUUAACAUGCGAAGCUGUGAACGAAAUCCAAUCGAAAUCGAUGGAGUCGCUCGAUGCUGAGCAGGAUUUGUAUGACUACGAAAUGUCCAGGCAAGAUGGCAUCACACACCAUCAUUUUAACACUGCAAACGUCUCCACGACUUCGCUCGAUUUUGAACGAGAUGUCUGUGAUGACGAAGUUUUGCAUCAUUUCGAGGGUAAGGCUAAUCAAGCAAGUGGCGACACAACUGCAGAACUUAUUGAAAACUGUCAACCUCACUCACCGGUUUCGGACACGCCCGACCUGUGUUACGUCCUUGAGGAGACCCGAGAGGCGAGCUCCGACGAUUUCUCCUACGACGACACCGAACUCGAUUGGGGAAAACAACUCGCCGACGAUGCGAUCAUAGCUGAGGCGUUUUGCGAAGAGGAAGAAUAUGAUAUCGACGUUGAUUCACAUUUAGAAAGAAACUUCACUGGAAGUGAAAAUGAUGUUCUUUUCCCAGAGCUCGAAGAAAGCUUGCAGGAUAUAGACGAAGGAUGCACUGAGCCUGUGGUCGAGAAAGUCGUGCCGCAAAAACAGACCCAUCGGCCGAGUUCGGACGAAAGUUCGGCGGAGUCCGAUACAGAUGCAACACGCAGUUACACGUUCGGAACACCGAUGAAAAUGUUCUACCGCCUCGUUCCUUCACCCCAGUCGUCCUCCACCGAGGAUGAACUCGAGGAUAUUCAAGUGUCGAAGUCUUUUAAAAGUAAAACACUUUCUCCGAUACCAGAAUUUCCGUCGGUUGAGUCCAAUCUGAAUCAGGCUUCGGCGAAUUUUGGGAAAAACCGAGCCAGUUGCAGUUACAGCAUCGUCAGUGUUGAAAUCGACGAUGGGAACACAACUAUUCGUGUGGAAGGAGACAAAGAGAACAUUCCUAUGAAAGACAUCACGAAUACAACUACCAAAGGGGACCUUCGCUCGCUUCUUCAAAAAUUCGUCGCCGAACAACUAAGAGAAUGCGAAGGGGAAAAAUUCUCUUCGCGCUACGCUCGCCCAGCCCCUCAGCAUCCCGAGUAUCGCCGACCGCGCCCGAAGCCAAACCGACGUAUCAUUCCGCUGGCUUCGUGCGAUACUUCGGGUAACGAUAUGCUUCUGCCUCCUCUUGUUCCGCAGAAACGCAUGUGCACUGAAACUGCGAGACUUAUUUCUAGUCCCAAGUUGCGGUAUAAGGGCGAAAAAGAUUAUGACAGCGACUACGCACCUUAUCGCUGCAGAGCGAAGGAUGAGGACGAGUCGAGUGACAGUUCGAUGACGGCUAAGACAGAGCCGUGGUGCACGCCGAGUCGGAGCGCCGCUAGAUCACAUUUUGAUCCGGCAAACCAGAGGCUUUCAUCAUUCUCUGUUGGUAAUGUGAAAACAAGCGUUACUUUUCUUGGAAGCGAGGACGAAAAUAACAAUUUCCACAAAACCAGAAAUCUCGAACAGCCUUGCGUUAUAGAGAAUUGCGAUAUGGAGAACUCGGAUAUUUUUACUUCUUCCUUCUCAGAGAGAAUCUCCCGGAAAGAUAGCGGCAGAGUUGAACACUUUGUCAGAGCAGGAAACAGUCCAACCAGAAGAAGCGACAGAACCUCUAUCAGCUCUGUAUCAAGUUUUGUAAAACUCACAUAUUGUGGCUCGGAGAUGUCAGACGCAGAAUUUGAGAAACCUGAUGAGCCCUCCACCAAAGACAAACAGUCUUCUAAUAUUUUGGUUCCCAAGCCUAAUAACACCAUUUCAAUAACUGUUGAACGACCGAUCAUACAGUGCAUUCCACUUCAGCCCGAGACACCUUAUGCGCCACAGGAACAAUUCAUCGCGCGUUUUCACGACCGCUGCGCACCACCGCGUAUCGUUUACCGAUUAUCUGGUGAGUUCGUGGCGACAAUACCUGGCUGCGAUGCAACCGCGUCCCAACCGCGUCCUAGUGCAGACGGCACUCAGGUUGGAGCGAACCGUCAAUACCGCUUAUCUGGAGAAUUUGUGGCCACGUUUACAACGAGUGCAGAAACACAAAACGCAUCAACUCUGGCGCUGAUGUCAUCUAGCACGGAGGAUGGUAAUAACAGCAUUAGAACAGAAAGCACAGACGUGGUUUGGGUAGCCAAUGAGCCCGUGGUAUCAACUGGAGAUCUGACAGCAGACGAAAUGCCAGCGCCCUCAACACCUGUUGCAGUAGGAUCGAGGAACGAAAAGACAAGGAGGUUUAAAUUUUUCGGACGAGACCGCAGUAGCUACAGCAGCGGUCACGCUAGCGACAGUAGCAUUGGAGAUUCCCCAGGACCUCGCGGACGAAGUCGGUCGCUGAAGAGACUCAAGUCGUUAUCUUCUCGAUCCGAUGCAGCCAGCAGCAGUGGCUACGAGAGCAUGCGCAACGAUGCAAGUCACGCCUCAAGUGACAGUUGCAGUGAAAAAGGUCUGAGUCGUGGGAAACGAAAAGGUAGAAGUCGUUCUGCUUCCCCAGGAUCCAGUGCACGAAAAUAUUCUCCUAGGCGUUGGUUUUCGAGGAAGUCAUUGGAGCCGGUUCAGAUCAAGGUUUACGAAGUCGAUGACAUCGAAAAAUUACAACAAGCUAUGGAACCUAACUUUCAGUGGAAAGAUUCUGAACAGAGAAAAACCCGCAUUGCAUCCCUGAGACAGAGACAGCGACAUUUGAAGGAAGAAUUCUCAGCGGCCAAGAAUCGAUUGCUCGAUGAACACCAGAGAUGGAGCUUUGGACUGAGAGCCGAGAAAGAACUCAAUUGGGAGGAUCCACGUUUUAUAGAUGCGUUAGAAGUGGAAAACAAUAACCUCCAGAAGCGAAUUACAGACUGCAAGUCAAGUAUCAUGAUGGUGACGUCAUUCGAUAAACGGACCACUCAAGUGUGAAACUGUUGACGUCAUCAAGACAUUUUGUAUUGUAUAAUGAUAUAAGCGUGUAUUUUAUAGUAUGUUUUAACUUGGAUCCACCAUCGUUUGGUUAGGAAAAACAUUUGGCCGGCGUAGUUACUAUUCCCAAUGGAAACUAGUUUCAUAUCUCUCACCUAAGUAUCGACAAGAUCACACAAAAAGAAUGCCAGCAUUGUCAUAAUUUUCUAGAGAUAUUUUCAUUAUCAAAGAGCUAAGUUAUUUUAUAUUUCUUUGUUAGCCUUAUUACGGUAUUUAUACAUUUCAAACAGAAGUAUAUUUUUAACAUUUAUGUGAAAGUAAUAUUAUAAUUUUUCCCUAUAGAGAGAACGUUUAUUGACAAGUCAGAGAACUCCGUUUGUUUGGUAGUUCAUGCGUUAAUGAUUUCAGACUCUUCAAAGUCAGCAGAAUACAAUGUUGGCCAUUUACUUGCAACAAAAGACAUUUUGGUACCGCCAAAAAAGAAAUUUGCAAAAUCCCGGGGCGAAAGAUUUACCUGAAAACAGAAAUAUUGAAAAAUUGUUUUACUCGCAUCAGUCUUGGAGAUAAAUGGCUUUUUCCAGUUGAAAAUAAACCUCGUUUUAUCGCAUAGCAGCCAUAUAGGUACUUUGUAAUGUUGGAUUGCAGCGGCACGCGUGAUUGCUUUGUUGUCAGUGUGUUACAAAGGGCUUAUCUCAGCCAGACGUACGUUAAUAAACUCUACUUGUUAAGAGAAAGUUCGACAAACGACCGCUUUUCAAUUUUUAAAUAUUAUUUACGAAUAAGGAUCAAGUUGACGAAAGGGAAGAAUACUUAAAGAUUUUGGUGAAUUUCAUAGAUAUAAACAAUAGUUUCGAAAUGUACCUUGGUUUACGAGUAACGAUUCCACGAAGUGUAAAUUAAUAUACUGUAAGCCUGAAUAAACUCGAAUGUAUUUAAAAAUGUAGAGUCGAUCUUAAGUGCAAGGAGGAUCGUUCAAAAUGAGCGACCUUAAUGUAGAAAGGUAAUUUAACAUUAGAUGAACUACUAUUUAGGCUUUUUCAGGACGAUCUUUAAAUGGAAAACUGAGGUAAUUUCUCUUUACAAAGCUCCAGCUGGAAAGAUUUUUUAAACUUUCCAACCUGUCAAAUAAAUGGGUGUAAUUACAAAAAUUUGUAAUUUUUACCCAUACACGUCCUCCGGAGUUUAUAAAAAUAUAUUGUGUACGGUUUUGGUAUGUGAAUAAAAUCGAAUUUUAAAAUAAAGGUA